Cyprinodon tularosa is the source of this 4099-nucleotide messenger RNA. RefSeq names its product glutamate receptor, metabotropic 8a (gene grm8a). The record is from RefSeq and is a predicted model, not a curated record. Gene Ontology annotation, biological process: regulation of synaptic transmission, glutamatergic; G protein-coupled glutamate receptor signaling pathway. Gene Ontology annotation, cellular component: membrane. Gene Ontology annotation, molecular function: group III metabotropic glutamate receptor activity. NCBI's taxonomy places the organism in Eukaryota, Metazoa, Chordata, Actinopteri, Cyprinodontiformes, Cyprinodontidae. The transcript has 14 exons. The coding region runs from base 629 to 3358 and encodes 909 amino acids.
AUUCAUUCUUGGCCAUCGGCUUCUGCAGACAGCUUCCAUCUCCAUUGUCUCCUUUAAACAAGUUAAUAGUUCCAGUUUGCGUCACGACUCAGCUGCUCUUUGCGGAUCUUUUUUUCUAUUGUCUUGCAAUCAGUGUUUUUGUUUUUUUAUUGGAUGGGGACUGAAAUCUAUAUUUUUUGAGGUGUGAAACUGCUGAGCUGCGCAAGGAAGUUGCCUAAGGCGGUCGGGGACCCCAGAGGGAUGCUUCCCCUUUUCCACAUCGUGGGUGGAACCUGAUUUUCUUACCUCUAAUACUCCCAUAGUGGGUGUCCUCGCAUUCCUUCAGUGAUGGGUGCUUAAUUCCACAUUUUCUCUUGCCCUGCGCAGUACUGGUUGUUGGGCUCUACAAAAGAUGUGACUUGUGGAAUACAUGCUCUGCCCCCUAACCAGAUACUCGCAACUAAAGUGCCACAUUUCCUGCUGCACCUCCUGUCAGUGCAAUCUCUUUCCUGGAACAUGUCUAUCUUAUGGGCCUUGGCUAACUCAACACCUGGGGUUCUUUACCCCUGCCUCGUUAAUCAGUAAAAAGGGCUGACAUUAAUAAUCUCUAAAGACUCUCUGAUUGCAUUCGUUACUAACCCCUUUGAUCAUGGAAUCUCAGUGGAGUCCAACUUUUCCUCUCUACUCUCCCUCUGUUGUCUUCCUGCUGCUGGCUACUUCUUACACCUGGCUGUUUCCCAUCACUGCUCCUCAGCGAGUCCCUAUAGACCCCCAGGGAGCACCGGAAUACGCUCACUCCAUCCGUCUGGAUGGCGAUAUCAUUCUCGGUGGAUUGUUCCCGGUGCAUUCGAGGGGAGAUCGUGGGACGCCAUGCGGAGAGCUGAAAAAGGAGAAGGGCAUCCACCGCCUGGAGGCCAUGAUGUUCGCCAUCGACCUGAUCAACAAGGAUCCUGAACUGCUGCCCAACAUUACUCUGGGAGCUCGAAUCUUGGAUACCUGCUCCAGAGACACGUAUGCUCUGGAGCAGUCCCUGACGUUUGUGCAGGCCUUAAUAGAAAGGGAUGGCUCGGAUGUCCGCUGCGCUAACGGAGACCCUCCGAUCUUUACCAAGCCUGAUAAAAUUGUGGGCGUGAUUGGGGCUGCGUCCAGCUCUGUUUCCAUCAUGGUGGCCAACAUUCUGCGCUUGUUCAAGAUUCCCCAGAUCAGCUAUGCCUCCACUGCCCCAGAGCUGAGUGACAACAGUCGUUAUGACUUCUUCUCUCGUGUGGUGCCACCAGACUCCUACCAGGCUCAGGCCAUGAUGGACAUAGUCACAGCGAUGGAAUGGAACUAUGUAUCCACGCUGGCCUCAGAAGGCAACUACGGCGAGAGUGGAGUGGAGGCCUUCGUCCAGAUUUCUAGAGAAACCGGUGGUGUGUGUAUUGCCCAGUCUUUAAAGAUUCCCAGAGAGCCAAGGCAGGGGGAGUUUGACAAGAUCAUCAGGCGCCUCCUGGAAACAUCCAAUGCCAGGGCCAUCAUCAUGUUUGCCAAUGAGGAUGACAUACGGCGAGUUCUCGAUGCAGCUAAAAGAAACAACCAAACUGGCCAUUUCCUUUGGGUUGGAUCAGACAGCUGGGGGUCCAAGAUCUCUCCUGUGAUUGGCCAAGAGAGAGUGGCAGAAGGAGCAAUCACUAUUCUCCCAAAACGUGCAUCUGUGGAUGCAUUUGACCGGUAUUUCCGCAGCCGCUCCCUGUCUAACAACAGAAGAAAUGUCUGGUUUGCUGAAUUCUGGGAGGAGAACUUCAACUGUAGGCUUGGGAUGCACGGCAAACGGCCCGGUGUGCUAAAAAAAUGCACAGGUUUGGAGAAGGUGGGCAGGGACUCCAGCUAUGAACAAGAAGGGAAGGUUCAGUUUGUAAUGGACGCUGUUUAUGCAAUGGCACAUGCUCUGCAUCGCAUGCACCGGGAGCUCUGCUAUGGGUAUCCAGGCCUCUGUCCGCGCAUGGCUAAUAGCAUUGAUGGGAAAGAACUGCUCAGCCACAUCCGUGCAGUCAAAUUCAAUGGAAGUGCCGGUACACCAGUAAUGUUCAACGAGAAUGGAGAUGCUCCAGGAAGAUAUGACAUUUUCCAGUACCAGAUUACAAACAGAUCCACAGCUGAGUACAGAGUCAUUGGCUCCUGGACCAACAAAUUACAUCUGAGGAUGGAGGCAAUGCGUUGGAAGACGCGUGACCCGUCCCUGCCAGCCUCCGUGUGCAGUUUGCCAUGUCGUAUGGGCCAAAGGAAGAAGGUUGUGAAGGGAGUGCCCUGCUGUUGGCACUGUGAAAGCUGUGAAGGAUACCACUAUCAAGCCUCGGAGUUCACAUGCGAACUUUGUCCCUAUGAGAUGCGACCAGAUACCAACCGAACAGGGUGUGUUCCAAUUCCUAUCAUCAAAUUGGAGUGGCACUCCCCUUGGGCCGUUGUACCAGUCUUCAUCUCCAUGCUGGGGAUUAUCGCCACCUCUUUUGUCAUAGUUACCUUUGUGAGGUACAACGAUACACCCAUCGUCCGAGCAUCCGGCCGAGAGAUGAGUUACGUACUCCUCACUGGAAUCUUCCUGUGCUAUGCCAUCACAUUCCUAAUGAUCGCAACGCCGGAUGUGGGUGUUUGUUCACUGCGGAGGAUUUUCCUGGGCUUGGGCAUGUGUUUCAGCUAUGCUGCACUGCUCACAAAGACGAACAGGAUACACCGCAUCUUUGAGCAAGGGAAAAAGUCAGUAACAGCACCCAGGUUCAUCUCUCCUGCCUCGCAGCUAGUCAUUACCUUCUCCCUAAUCUCAGUUCAGCUUCUUGGCGUUUUCGUCUGGUUCGCUGUAGACCCUCCCCACACCGUAGUGGACUAUGGGGAGCAGCGGACCCAAGACCCCAUGGCAGCCCGUGGAGUCCUGAAAUGUGACAUCUCAGACCUCUCUCUCAUCUGCUCUUUGGGUUACUCAAUCCUGCUAAUGGUGACGUGCACAGUUUAUGCCAUUAAGACACGAGGCGUACCUGAAACCUUCAACGAGGCCAAGCCCAUCGGGUUUACCAUGUAUACCACAUGUAUUAUCUGGCUGGCCUUCAUCCCCAUCUUCUUUGGGACAUCACAAUCUGCAGAAAGGAUGUAUAUCCAAACUACCACCCUGACAAUCUCUCUCAGCCUUUCUGCCUCCGUAUCUCUGGGGAUGCUCUACAUGCCUAAGGUCUACAUCAUCCUCUUCCACCCAGAGCAGAACGUCCCCAAAAGAAAACGCAGCUUCAAGGCAAUCGUUACUGCGGCAACCAUGUCAGGAAAGCUGACCCAGAAGGGAGACCGACCAAAUGGAGAAGUCAAGACCGAGCUAUGUGAGAGCAUGGAGACCAACAGUGACUUCAUCAACUAAGACGACUUACGUCAGCUACAGUAAUCAUGCCAUUUGAAGGGACUACGAAGAGAGGGAGCGUGUCUUCUAGGGAGCCAAGUAAGAGAGGAGGUGGAGGGGAUCACAUCUGAUUUUGCCGAAAACCGGUGAAUGCACAGAGCGCCCAAUGGAAACCAAGCAUGAGACAUUUUGUAUUUGUUACCCAUCAGAACCACAGAGGUGGGACCACUCAAACAGCCAGUCAGUGUGCCUGCUUUGCUGCUACUCUCAGCUCAUUGGUCCUGCCAUGAACUUACCUGUUUAAAGAAAGAAAAAAAAUCUUUAAAAAAGUAAAAUAACACAGGACAAUGGACAGCAAAACAAAAAAAAUUAAAAACGUUUAAAAAAAUGUUAAAGAAUAUCUGAAGAUGUGUAGAAAUUAUAUAUAAAAUGGCAAAGGUGGGGCUGAAAAAGAGAUUUAACAAACUACAUUUUAAAAGAUAUUUAAAAAGAGAAAUGUAAGAGAAAAUCUAUGAGACUCAAAGUGUUUGUUGUUGUUCUCUACUUGUAAGUAUUUUUGUGGUUGUGACAAUUUUUUCAUUCUUGUCUCACCGUUGUCUUUGGAUCGCCCUUGCAUAAUGAGAUGAGUGUGUUUCCUCCUGCUGUCUUGGCGAACCGGGUUGUAGCCUUGGGUUGUGAACCUGUCUAAUGCCAUGGUUGAAGCAUGCCAGUUUUUAUACAAAAAGGAGAUUUAUUUAUAAUAAAGGAAUGUUUUGCAAAUGU